AUAGGAGGGUUUUUUGGCCCGAAAAAUAAUGUUUCUCGCCCUGAAGGGAUGAGACCGCCGUCUGGAAGGACCAGACCGCCGUCUCGCCUCACGCCAGGGACGAGACCGCUUUCUCGCUUGUCCAGACGGCGGUCUUGUCGCCUGAAAAAGGCCGAGACGGCGUUCUGGAUUAUCCAGACGGCGGUCUCGACUUCUGCCUAG
Sphenostylis stenocarpa is the source of this 201-nucleotide messenger RNA. The record is from the annotation of a GenBank genome assembly. Lineage: Eukaryota; Viridiplantae; Streptophyta; Magnoliopsida; Fabales; Fabaceae.